AUGAACCAACUGAUCAUAAUCUUCUUUUGUGGCUUAAUUGCCUGUUCUGUGGCAGAAGUAGAACAGAAAAAAAAGACAGAAAAAAGAGGAAUUUUCAGUGGUGGAAUAGGUUUGGGAUCAGGCCUCUAUGGUGGAAGUUAUGGACACGGCGGAGGCUACAGCUAUGGUGGUGGAUAUGGAUACGGAUCUGGCCUUGGAGUUGGAUAUGGAUCAGGAAUCGGACUAUCUGGAAUUGGUUCUGGAAUCGGACUAGCUUCUGGCAUUGGUCUGGGUUCUGGUGUUGGUCUGGGUUUUGGAAUAGGUUUGGGUUCAGGCCUUGGUUUGAGUUCAGGCCUUGGUUUGGGUUCGGGCAUUGGCUUGGGUUCUGGACUGGGAUAUGGUGGUGGAUUAGUUUCCCGCCAAGUUACUGUACACAACAGAGUUGCAGUUCCAGUGCCUCAUCCAGUCAGUGUGCCUGUUGACCGACCUGUUCCUGUUCCAGUAUCCCACCCAGUUCCAGUUCCAGUUGAUAGGCCAGUACCUGUUCCAGUCAGCCGCCCAUAUCCUGUUCCUGUAGACAAGCCUUACCCAGUAACAGUUGAUAGGCCAGUACCUGUACCAGUUCCACACCCAGUUUCAGUUCCAGUAUCUAGACCUUAUCCAGUUCCAGUUCCAUCGCCAGUUCCUGUUCCUGUUGUCAAUAACGUCCCUGUUCCAGUACCGCAUCCAGUACCUGUUUCUACCCCAAUCGCUGUUGGUACCGGCCUUGGUUCUGGCAUUGGACUAGGCUCUGGCAUUGGACUAGGCUCUGGCAUUGGGCUAGGCUCUGGCAUCGGCCUUGGUUCCGGUAUCGGUCUUGGCUCCGGCUAUGGAUCUGGAAUCAUUUCUGGAGGUUCCAGUCUAUACGGUGGUGGCCUGUACAGCAGCGGGCUUCAUGGUAGCGGCUUCAGUUCUGGACUGUACGGAGGAGGUUUUAAUUCUGGGUUAUAUGGAACAUCUCAUGGACUAGGCAGUUCCUUUCUAGCACACAAAGCUGCAGCUCACGCUGCUCUGGGUCAUUAA
Messenger RNA from Nezara viridula (southern green stink bug), 1041 nucleotides. NCBI's taxonomy places the organism in Eukaryota, Metazoa, Arthropoda, Insecta, Hemiptera, Pentatomidae. The record is from the annotation of a GenBank genome assembly.